UAUUAGACAAUAUUAAGACAAAAAUCAUGAAUACCAAGGAUUUCGUAGUUCUUCCAUGGGGAAAAUCUGGAAAUUCUGUGAAGUUGAGAUAUAAACAUGCCCAGGAACUACGCAUGGAAAAAGUGCAGCUAGAAUUGGAGAAUGAAGAGAUGGAAAAGAAACUAAAGGAAUUCAGAUUUGCAAGGAGCAAAGAGAAGGAAGAAAUGGGGUCAAAUGGAUACCACUGGACAUCGGGCAAAGUAGGCAAAUUGAGUCAUCAGUCACACACAAUGCUGCAAAGCAAAGGGAAUCCUGUCAAGUUUUCAAGCCAGAAUUUGAGAUUUAAAUUCCUGAAGGAGCAGACCCAAGCGUCAGUGAAACAGCCAUUUAAUUCUAAAAUGGCAAAUUCUUUGAGAAGUGAAAAAUCCAAGACCAAAGGGAGGGUGUGUGGCCAGUGUGAGAACAAAGCUGCUCUCCUGGUUUGCCUUGAAUGUGGGGAAGAUUAUUGCUCGGGGUGCUUUGCUAAAAUCCACCAGAAGGGAGCACUGAAGCUCCACAGAACAACACUCCUGCAGGCAAAAUCUCAAAUAUUAUCCAGUGUGUUGGAGGCAGCGCAUCAGUUCAUAAAGGAAGCUGCUCUGGAGAACACUGCUAUAGGAGAGAGUCCUGGAGGUCGGCAGGAACCCCGCGCACCUGUGCAUCGGGGCAGCUCUGCGGUAGACGUUGCAGUAGGGAAAAGAACAGAAUGUACAAGUCCGGGAGAGAAGCUCUUGCUGGAAGGCUCGUUCAGCGAAGCGGCUUCCGCCCAGUCAUUUCAGGAAGCCUUACGUCAGUGGAGAGCUGGCAGUCACGAAGAGGAGAGACAGAACUUACCAAAGGCAGACUCACUGGAAGAAUGUGAAGUACAAACUACUCUGAAAAUUUGGAGAGAACCACUUCAUAUAGAAUUUAAAGAAGACAGUCUGUCCUACAUGGAAAAACUCUGGCUUAAAAAACACAGGAGAACUCCGCCGGAGCGGCGUCUUAGCAUGGUUCCUGGUACAUUUACAGCCCUGUGUGCAACCUCUGGGGAGGUACAGUGUCCUCAGAUGGAAAAUGAUGAAGACGGAGAUGAAGAAUUAAACAUCGAGAGUCCAGAACCGUCUCUGAAGAUAGUCGAAUUGGAUAAAACUUACGAAGAGGAUUUUGGAGACCCAGGAAGCAUUGUACCCUACAAAGUGGAGUUGGCUGAUGCAGAUUACCACCAAUGUUGUACAUUUGAUGAAUAUCAGAAGAAUAGCUUCCCGUGUGAGAAUGUCAUCUACCGUCAUGUUUUCAACAAGGGACAAAUGGCUCACUUGCACCUCUGUCUGACAAACAGCUUUACACACUGCAAAGAUGACGUGACAGCAGGACCUCCACAUUCAGAUUUGGACAAUAUGGUGGAUCCCAGUGCUUACUGUCCUGACGCUGACCACAUAGAGGAAUGCAGUACUUCUGAAAGAAAUGUUAAAGAGAAAGGUGUAGACGCAGAAAGCAAUCAGAAUUCUGAUUAUUACUGCAUAUCACUUGAGCAUGAGGAUUCUUUGGAAAGUCUAGAUUCAGAAAAACCCUCCAUUGAUGAGAAAGUAACUCAGGGUGUCAAAGAAUCUUUGGGAUUUAGCAAUCUGCCUAAGUGGCCAGACUUUGAAGAUUCUAAAACUGCACACUCACUGCUGUGGUUACAAGAUAUAGCCCUCAGAAGUAAGCCUAUAAUUGAAAAAUAUCAAGGACUUGAGCGAUUCUUUAUUUUUGAUACAAAUGAAAAAGUCAACUCACCUUCUCAUAGCUUAGCAGGCACCCGUUCCACACACAGGAAUACAUUUGCAGGGGACAGAGAGUGGAUCCCAAGCCACAGCUUAAGCACACAUGCUGAUCAUGCAGUUGCCUUGGGUGUUUUUCGGACCGUCCAGAAGUUAUCAAUUGGAAGACCACAAAACACAGCCCAGAAAUCACAGAGACCUUCAUCUGCAAAUUUGCCACUUUCCAGUUCUGUUAAAAGAGGCUCCAGAUGCCUUCCGGCGUCUCCCUUUCCAUCAAGAACAGCUGCUCAGUCACAAUCUACAACUGCGGCUCAAGUUUCAGAAACUGAAGAUCUUGCUAAUGCUGAUCAGAAUGAGCCUUUCUUGGAUGACACUGCUGAUCAACAAGCUAUAGCAAGUUUGGAGAAAGAAUUAAAUGUGCUGAGGAAUCCGGCAGACCCCUCAGAAGAAUGUUACAGCCUAGCCUCAGAAGGGUUGCCAGCUUCCGACAUCCCUUCAUUGACUCCAAGUCAGACUUCCCGGGGUUUCGUUACUCCCUCACCUGUCAGGGCGCCCUGUGGAGUUGAGCAACUAAGCUCUUCUGGAAAAUAUACUGAAAUUCCAUCUACACUGGCACUUUCUGAGAGCAGUACGGAUGAGGAAGAAGAGUUUCUUGAUAAGCAACAAGUCAUCGUACUACCAUAGUUGAAGCAUACUUCAUGAUGCUUUGUCCUUUCCCUUCUGUAUCCAGAGUACAGCAUACAACAGAAAAAAAUGAAACUACUGAUUACUCGUAUGGGUGCUGGCUGUUUUGAUUAUUGAUUUCUCAAGGCUUACAAACUAAUAAAUGUUAGUGAAAGUACAAGGUUAACAGAU
This is a messenger RNA of Ochotona princeps (American pika), 2615 nucleotides long. It is a transcript of the gene ZBBX, whose product is annotated as zinc finger B-box domain containing. The transcript has 19 exons. NCBI's taxonomy places the organism in Eukaryota, Metazoa, Chordata, Mammalia, Lagomorpha, Ochotonidae. Bases 27 to 2444 code for a protein of 805 amino acids. Gene Ontology annotation, biological process: cilium movement. The record is from RefSeq and is a predicted model, not a curated record. Gene Ontology annotation, cellular component: motile cilium. Gene Ontology annotation, molecular function: zinc ion binding.